AUGGCCGCCACGGCCGCGCCGGCCCCGGGGCUCAUCUCGGUGUUCUCGAGCGCGCAGGAGCUGGGCGCGGCGCUGGCGCAGCUGGUGGCGCAGCGGGCGGCGUGCUGCCUGGCCGGGGCCCGCGCCCGCUUCGCGCUCGGCCUGUCGGGGGGCAGCCUGGUGAGCCUGCUGGCCCGCGAGCUGCCCGCCGCCGCCGCCCCCGCCGGGCCCGCCGACCUGGCGCGCUGGACGCUGGGCUUCUGCGACGAGCGCCUGGUGCCCUUCGAGCACGCCGACAGCACCUUCGGCCUCUACCGGACCCACCUCCUUUCCAAGCUGCCCAUUCCCGAGAGCCAAGUGCUCACAAUUGACCCACAGCUGCCCGUGGAAGCAGCGGCCGAAGACUAUGCGAAGAAGUUGAGACAGGCCUUCCAGGGCGACACCAUCCCAGUGUUUGACCUCCUGAUCCUGGGCGUGGGUCCUGAUGGCCACACCUGCUCCCUCUUCCCAGACCACCCUCUCCUGCAGGAGCGGGAGAAGAUUGUGGCCCCUAUCAGUGACUCCCCGAAGCCACCGCCACAGCGCGUGACCCUGACACUGCCAGUACUGAAUGCUGCCCGCACGGUCAUCUUCGUGGCCACCGGAGAAUCCAAGGCCGCCGUCCUCAAGCGCAUCCUGGAGGAGAAGGAAGAGCAUCCCCUGCCCGCAGCCCUGGUCCAGCCACACACGGGCAAACUCUGCUGGUUCCUGGACGAGGCGGCCGCCCGCCUCCUCACCGUGCCCUUCGAGAAGCAUUCCACGUUGUAACUGAACCCAGCUAGCCUGCCAUGGCGCCAAUGCCGGGACCUUCUUGGGCUGCAGCCCUCGGCCUCUCUGCUGGCUGCUGUCCACCAGGUGGUGCUUGACCCCGAGAGUCCCGGGAACAUGGCUCAACCCACAGUUCGGGGCUCUGGGGGAGGGUCCCGGUAUUAAAGGAGCCUUGGCUGGAA
Messenger RNA from Suncus etruscus (white-toothed pygmy shrew), 968 nucleotides. RefSeq names its product 6-phosphogluconolactonase (gene PGLS). The record is from RefSeq and is a predicted model, not a curated record. Gene Ontology annotation, biological process: pentose-phosphate shunt; carbohydrate metabolic process. Gene Ontology annotation, molecular function: 6-phosphogluconolactonase activity. The coding region runs from base 1 to 786 and encodes 261 amino acids. The transcript is spliced from 5 exons. Lineage: Eukaryota; Metazoa; Chordata; Mammalia; Eulipotyphla; Soricidae.